Cladocopium goreaui is the source of this 879-nucleotide messenger RNA. The record is from the annotation of a GenBank genome assembly. Lineage: Eukaryota; Dinophyceae; Suessiales; Symbiodiniaceae.
GUCUUCAAUCUUCAAACAUGUACUUUGUGGCUGGAAUCAGGCUUGCUGCGCCCCAUUCCGCCCAAGCUCCAGCGGACUCCACAGUUUGCAGAGUUCUUUCGGAUGCAUCCUGUAAAACUGCAGCCAACCUGCCGUCCUUUGAGGCUGGCGCGGAACUGCCACAUGCUCUCUGCAGUCGAUGACGACAGCAAAGCAUUUGAGCUGCAGUGGUGGUCAUCAGUUCAACAGCAAAACGAAUACGUAUCUGCAGAGGAUGAUCAGGGCUUGAAGUGGAAAGCGCAAGGAUCGUGCACUGGAGUAGCAAUGCCAUGGAAGCAGGAUGACCAAUGGAGAUUGCCUGGAGGUAUCGUGUGUGAAUUGCAAGAUGUGCAAUCCUGGCUCAAAGGGCAGGGCAAAGACGAAUUGGCCGAAGUCUGGGAGAGGCUUCUUACUUUUGCACAAGAUCCUGGCAAUGAUGAUGAAGGAGAAGCACUGGGGCCAUUGAUGAACUCUUGGUACUGCCAGACGAACCAACUUAAUACCAAAGAGUUGGUGGCUGUGCAGCAUAUGGACAGGCAAGGAAUCCUUGAAGCUCGAUUCGCUUGUGAAGGGCAUGCUGUGAUUCGUGUCUUCACUCACAGUGACUUCGGACGCCAUUCCUUCCGGUCCCAAGUCUUUUGCUCCGAUGCGGCCUUCUCAUAUGCAUCCUUGGUACCGAAUGACCUGGACAGAGAAGAACGACCACUAUGCAAUCCGCAAUUUGCUGGAAAGAUAGGUGCGAGUGUCAAAAAACAUCGUAGUAGAUUUGCAGCAUUUUGCAGCAUCCUGCAGAAGGCAUAUCAGAUCAUGUCAAAUCGUGUCAGGUCAUAUUAUGAUCAUGUCAGUCAUGUCAGGGUGUAG